AUGCCAGCAAUACCCCCCUCCCAACUAAUUUCCCUACAAUCUAACCCGCAGAACAUAAGGAACAUAUGUAUCCUCGCACACGUUGACCACGGCAAGACUUCAUUGACCGACUCCCUCAUCGCUACCAAUGGCAUCAUAUCGCCCAAGAUGGCGGGAAAAGUCCGCUACCUCGACUCGAGGCCGGACGAGCAAAUUCGCGGCAUCACAAUGGAGAGUAGCGCAAUCAGUUUAUACUUCAGUAUGAUGCGCCGGGCACAGGAAGAUGCUUCGCCAAAGAAGGAGGAAUACCUGAUAAACCUGAUUGACAGCCCUGGCCAUAUCGACUUCUCCUCCGAAGUGUCCACGGCCUCGAGACUGUGCGACGCGGCGGUUGUGCUCGUGGAUGCCGUGGAGGGUGUAUGUUCGCAGACGGUGACGGUACUACGGCAGGUAUGGAUCGAGAAACUCAGGCCACUGCUCGUCAUAAACAAGAUUGAUAGACUGGUUACGGAGUUAAAGAUGAGUCCAGCGGAAGCCUAUUCGCACCUCGAGAGGGUUCUUGAAGGCGUAAAUGCUGUUAUCGGCGGCUUUUUCGCAGGCGAGAGAAUGGAAGAGGACCUGUUGUGGAGGGAGAAACUGGACCAGAAACGUGCUGCGAAAGAGCAACAGAAACAAGAUGCGUUGAGCGAGACCGCGACCGAAUCCGACCUAGAUCAACAAUUCGAAGAACGGGACGAUGAAGAUUUAUAUUUUGCCCCGGAGAAGAACAAUGUCAUUUUUGCGAGCGCUAUCGAUGGCUGGGCAUUUACAGUACGGCAGUUCGCUAGCAUCUACGAGAAGAAGUUGGGCAUCAAGAGAUCAAUCCUUGAGAAGGUAUUAUGGGGCGACUUUUACCUCGACCCCAAGACGAAGAAGGUACUUGGUCAGAAACACUUGAAGGGAAGAAAUCUUAAACCCAUUUUUGUUCAACUCGUGCUUGAUCCAAUUUGGCAAGUCUAUAAUGCGACAGUGGGCGUCAACGGUGAGCGCGGAGACCCUGCACUACUCGAGAAAAUCACCAAGUCAUUAUCGAUUAAACUACCACCACAUAUCGCAAAGUCCAGGGAUCCCAAGACCAUAUUGCAGGCUGUAUUUGCGUCAUGGCUGCCACUGUCGACGGCCCUGCUUGUCUCUGUCAUAGAAUACUUGCCCAGCCCACCCAGCGCCCAGGCCACAAGAAUGCCCGAAUUGAUCGAAGACUUGGUUAGUACGAGGUAUAUUGACGACAAGGUGAAAGAGUCGAUGAUUGGAUUCAGCACUGAGGCGACGGCACCGGUGGUGGCGUAUGUUAGCAAAAUGGUAGCCAUCCCAGAAAGCGAAUUACCAUCGAAGAGGAGAAAACUUGGCGCAGCGCUGACGGCAGACGAAGCAAGAGAGCUUGCUAGACGCAAGCGUGCUGAAAUCGCAAAAGCACAGGCCGAAGCCGAAGGUAACAGCAGUGUGGACGGGGUUACCAAUGGUUUGAGCAAUGCCGGAAUAGGUGAAGAGGAUGAAGACGAAUUGACACCGGAGCAACCAGAGGACCCCGAGCAUCUGAUUGGGUUCGCUCGAUUGUUCUCAGGCUCAUUGUCAGUUGGUGAUGAGGUUUAUGUCUUACCGCCAAAAUUCAACCCUGCAUUCCCUCAUGCUUCGCCGGAGCCGAAGAAGGUCCCUAUCACGGCUUUGUACCUGCUCAUGGGUCGGUCGUUGGAGCCGUUGGAGACAGUCCCCGCCGGCGUCGUCUUUGGCAUUGAAGGACUGGAAGGGCACAUCCUCAAAACUGGGACGCUAUGUUCGCAGCUCGAAGGUGGUGUUAACCUCGCGGGCGUUUCGACUUUGAGCCAGCCCAUUGUUCGCGUCGCCCUCGAGCCGACGAAUCCAAUGGAUCUUAACAAGAUGAUACGUGGUUUAAGACUGUUGGAGAAGAGCGACCCUUGCGCUGUUUACGAACAGAUGGAGAGUGGCGAGCAUGUCAUUCUCACCGCUGGUGAACUGCAUUUGGAGCGGUGUUUGAAAGAUCUGCGGGAGCGAUUCGCGAGAUGCGAUAUCCAGCCCGGCGAGCCUAUUGUGCCGUAUCGCGAGACAAUCGUGAAAGCGGAAGAGAUGGAACCGCCUAAGACCAAAAACCCGAGAGGGACAGCACUGGCUGUGACAGCUUCGAAGACAGUGACCGUGAGGUUGAGAGUGCGACCGCUACCCCGGAGUGUUACUGAAUUUUUGAUCAAGCACGGACCAUCACUUCGACGACUGUAUGCCGAGAAGCAGGCCCAAGAAGAUGGCGUCGAAGCGGAGAAAGACGAAGUUGCAGAUCUAGGGAAUGAGACAGGCAACGAGCGGAGUAUUCUGUCGCUUCAAGAGUUCCGGACACAGUUACAGGCUGUAUUUGACGAAGUAAAGGAGGAAAAGGAAGUUUGGGCGAAAGUCAUUCCGCGGAUAUGUGCGUUUGGACCUCGGAGAGUAGGGCCAAACUUACUCAUCGAUGCUACUGGAACAAAUACGUGCAAACGAUUCUUGCUAGAGCUAGGUGAAUUGAAGGAAAGCGGUGGUAACGGAACGAGGAACGGACAUGGUGAAGGGAGCGUCGAUACAACGAGUUCAACGCACGACUUCUCGGACACGAUUGCAUAUGCAUUCCAACUUGCGACGGCCCAAGGUCCACUAUGUCGAGAACCCACUCAAGGCGUUGCUGUUUUCUUGGAAGAAGUAGUCUAUCAACCCGUUGACGACACCGAUGCGAGCACUGAGUCUGGGAGAUUGACCGGAGAGCUCAUCACCAGUGUGCGGGAGAGUAUCCGAUCUGGAUUUCUUGACUGGUCGCCCCGAAUAUUGCUUGCCAUGUACUCUUGCACCAUCCAAGCGACUCCCGACGUAUUGGGCAAAGUGUACAGUGUCCUCACGCGGCGGAGAGGAUCCAUUCUUAGCGAGUCGUUAUUGGAAGGGACGCCAUACUUUACGAUCGAGGCGACACUACCUGUCGCGGAAAGUUUUGGCUUCAGUGAAGAGAUAAGAAAACGGACUUCAGGUCUGGCACAGCCCAUGCUUCAGUUCAUUGGAUUUGAGAUGAUCGAUGAUGUUGACCCAUUCUGGGUGCCGAGAAGCGAGGAGGAAUUGGAGGACUUGGGUGUCCAUGGUGAGAGAGAAAACGUGGCGAAGAAGUACGUGGAUGGUGUGCGACGACGAAAAGGUCUGCUCGUAAGAGCGGCACGAGGUGGCCGAGACGCAGAGAAGCAAAAGACUUUGAAGUCAAAUUAG
Exophiala spinifera is the source of this 3249-nucleotide messenger RNA. RefSeq lists its product as uncharacterized. Bases 1 to 3249 code for a protein of 1082 amino acids. Gene Ontology annotation, biological process: cytosolic ribosome assembly. Gene Ontology annotation, molecular function: GTP binding; GTPase activity; ribosome binding. The transcript has a single exon. The record is from RefSeq and is a predicted model, not a curated record. NCBI's taxonomy places the organism in Eukaryota, Fungi, Ascomycota, Eurotiomycetes, Chaetothyriales, Herpotrichiellaceae. Gene Ontology annotation, cellular component: ribonucleoprotein complex; cytosol.